UCCGCCUUCUCUUGGUCUGGAAACCUUCUUUGGACACGCUACUGAAGGAUGUUGGUACUAGUCCAUGAAGCCUGCCCAGUAGCAUUCAUACCUAACUCUGUUAGAAUAUAUAUACAUAUAGUGAGAAGCCAUUUCUGAGAGGACUCACAAUGCAAGAUGCAUUAAGUUGGAUCCUUCUUGCCCAUCCAUAGGUGAGCACUGAAGAUCUCACAGGAAUAUAUGUGACGAGGGAAAUGACAUGCAAACGUGCUUGUUGUUGUGUGGUGUAGGGCCUUGCUAGUGGCUGUGCUGGAUCAUGAGAAGACAAAUAAAUAUGGUUCCACAAAUACAACUUGUGCACACAGAUGCCUAGGUUUGCCACUGUGAGCUCUGUGUGGAAUAUGGGCACCACGGCCAGUGCAGGAUCCCAGCCUGUGCUGGUUACACCUACACACCAAGUUGGUCACCAAGGUAACAGUGUGGCUGAAGACAGGAGCUCGAUGAGCAGUGGCUCCCUACAGAUGCUGGCCAUCCCCAGCAGCAAGGCCAAGUCCAUCAUCACAAACAAGGUGGCACCCGUGGUCAUCACGUAUAACUGCAAGGAGGAGUUUCAAAUUCAUGACAGUGUCCUAUCAGCCAACUUGGUAGUUGGAAAAAUUUCUGACACAAUGCCUGAGCAUUACCUAGUGCUGGGGGAGUUUUUUAUGGUUCAGGAUGUGAACUGUAAAGCAGAUGUGUUAAACACUACAGGAAACUACGGCGCCCCUAACUUCCGCAAGGCUAAGGGAACUCACCCUCUUUUUGGAAUGGGCCAGCCUAGCUUAAAUGGUUUCAAACAGGUCUUGCAGAAGCUGGAGAGUGAGCCUUAUGAGGACGUGAUAUUUUUUUGUGUACGUGAAGAGCCAGUUGUCUUCCUCCAUCUGGGUAAAGACUUUAUUCCAUACACUCCAAGGAGGAAAGAUAAUCUCCAUGAGAACCUACACCACCUUAAAAAGACGGUCAGAGCAGACCAGCUAGAGCUCUCUAUCAGGAAAGAGUUGUGUGACUUUGCUAAACUCAGUGAGAACAUUGUCACUGUUUAUAAUGAUAUUGAGAACUUUAAAGAUGAGCCACAACAUGUCAGGAUUGUGUCUGAGGAGGACAUCCAUAUAACUGAAGAGGUCUACAAAAGACCACUCUUUAGUUUGCCUUCAUACAGAUAUUACAGACUCCCACUGCCUAUGGAGGGGGCGCCAAUGGAGGAGGAUUUUGAUGCCUUUGUAAAUAUACUCCGGGAAAGCCCUAGCUUGUCAGUGCUGCGAGAUGGCUCCCGGCAUCCUCCUGCACUGCUCUUCAGCUGCCAGGUGGGGGUGGGACGAACCAAUCUGGGCCUUAUCCUGGGUGCAUUAGUUUUACACCACUUGCAGGAGGUGGUAUAUAUCUCCAGGGAAGAGGACGUGCAGUUCAAGCACCAGCCUGACUUUCAAGUAAUUCAGGUUCUGAUCACUCGCCUUCCUAAAGGUCAACAAGUACUUGAUGAGGUUGACAGAGCUAUUGACAUGUGUUCAGAAAUGUACAACAUCAAAGAUUCAAUGUAUGAAAAUAAAUGCAAAAUGGAAGGUAUUGGUGAGGAUUAUCAGAUACAAGGAAGCAGCACAAAGGAUUAUUUCCGCCAACGAACCCUGCAGAGCCUUGAGCGUUAUUUCUUCCUUAUAGUGUUUAAUGCUUAUCUUCAUGAUCAGUAUCCCCAGAUGUUUGCCCAGAGUUUCAGUCAGUGGAUGUGCACUAAUGCAUGGAUCUACAGGCUCCUGGGCUGUAUGGACUGCUCGGAGCUCUUAGCUCCAGCCAGCCUCAUCUCUGAUGGAACGAGAAUACUGGUGGCCAGUGGGUUUUUAGCCCCAGAUAUGCUUGGUACAGCCAAGGAAAUGAGAGUGGCCAACUUCAGACGAGUUCUCAAGAUGCCUGUGUAUGGUAUGGCCCAGCCAAGCUCUGAGGCAGUGUCCAUGGUACUGUCGUACCUUACAGACGAGAGACGGAAGUAUUCCACGAUGCUGUGGGUGAAUCUGCAGGAGGAACUGCUCGUGGAAGGGAACGGGCAGGUGUUCUGCCCUCGAGAACCAGCCUGCCUGGAACAGCCAAUCCCAGUGUGUGUUCAGAAACUCCAGCAACUUGAGGCGCUGGAGUCUGCAGUGAAGGAAGACAUUCUGAAGUGUGAGAAGUGGCUCGAGGUUAUCAUGGAGCAGGAGAAGCAGAUGAGAAUGCUGAAAUGCUGCCAUACUGUCAGUGAGCUCUUUGCUGAGCAAAAGGUCCUCCAUCCAGGUGUCACUUACCAGCGCAUUCCUUUCUCUGACUGCUGUGCUCCCAGUGAAGAGGUCUUUGACCAGCUGUUGGAGGCUAUCAAGGGCAGUCUAGCUAAGGACCCCAGCUCUGCUUUCAUCUUCAACUGCAGUGACGGGAAAGACCGCACCACGUCUGCCAUGGUGAUUGCCACACUUACUCUGUGGCACUUCAAUGGCUUCCCUGAGUGUGGGGAUGAGGAAAUUGUGAGCAUCCCAGACGCAAAAUAUUCCAAGGGUGAAUUUGAGGCAGUAAUGCAGGUGGUCAGACUGCUACCUGAUGGUCAUCGUAUGAAGAAGGAGGUGGACAUGGCUCUAGACAUCGUUAGUGAAACAAUGACUCCCAUGCAUUACCACCUACGGGAGAUCAUUGUGUGCUCAUAUAAAGAGAUCAAAACAGCAAAAUGCAAGGAUGAGGGGUGGCAGUUGCGACUGAGGAGCCUGCAGUACCUGGAGCGCUACAUUUACUUCAUCCUGUUCAACAGCUACCUCAACCUGGAGAAGAAAGACUCCUGGAGGCGGCCAUUCAGCCUAUGGAUGCAUCAGGUUGCAGCCAGAGCUGGCAUCUAUGCCAUCCUCAACCAACUGGGCUUUGCAGAGUUUGAAGCACUUGAGGAUUCUCCACUGACUAGUCUGCGUUGCCGCUGGCGACAGCAUACUGUUCAUUCUCUGCCUAUCCGUGGAGAGUUUAUCUAAUGGAAUGCUAGCUUUUGCCAGAAAAUUAGCAUUCAGCUGACUGACUAUUUGGGACCCAUUUUUUAUAUCAUGCACAAAUCUCGUUUUUUUCCCCUGAAUAUUUGUAAAUGAAUUAAACUUUUGAGACUCUAAAUUCAGCUUUGUUUUUUUUUUUUUUUCAAAUUUUUCUUUUUAAAUGUUUUUUUUUCACUUUGUUAAGCCUCAUCUGAUUCUGGGCAUCUACCCAGUCUCCUUCCAACAUACCUAAUAUUCAAAUGCUAAUGAAAGUCUUAAUUAACUGGUGUUAGAUUAGAAUUGGAACUAAACACUGCAGGGUGGUAGAGCUCCAGGACCUAAGCUGGUCACCUUUGUAUUAACCCAGCUCAGGCUAAGGGCAAUAUCCAACUCUCUAUUCAUUAUUCUGUCAAUCUUACACUGUUAAUGUCUACAAUGGUUUGCUGUAUUAGCAAAUGUACACAUUGUCUGUUGACCUUUUUUUCAUAUUUGGUUUCAGAUACAAAUGCAGCAUUGACAGCAACAAAUCUGGCACAAAAUCACCACAUUACAGAGGUGUGCACCUAUCAAUCUGUUCCCAUUUUAAUUCUUUUUGUGUAGACAAAUGGAAAACAACUUAAUUUAUAGAUGUCUGAUAUAUAGACAAAUUUAAUAAUCAUUUGUCAUUGAUGCAUACUGUCAGAUCACGGCCCCGCCCCCUCCUCAAACGUCUCCGUGUGUGUGUUCGUCUCUGUUGACACGCCCUCUCGUGUCGUUCACC
Messenger RNA from Electrophorus electricus (electric eel), 3744 nucleotides. It is a transcript of the gene pald1b, whose product is annotated as phosphatase domain containing paladin 1b. The record is from RefSeq and is a predicted model, not a curated record. NCBI's taxonomy places the organism in Eukaryota, Metazoa, Chordata, Actinopteri, Gymnotiformes, Gymnotidae.